UUAAAAAUUCAAACUGUGGGCGAAAUAAAUCCAAAAUUUCUGAAAUGGGCGAAUGGGUAAAACUUCUGAAACCUGGUGAAACCUCCGAAACUGAAAUGGCAAAAUCUCUGAAAUAUUUUCAAUAA
Molecule: messenger RNA, 125 nt
Organism: Dentiscutata heterogama
Lineage: Eukaryota; Fungi; Glomeromycota; Glomeromycetes; Diversisporales; Gigasporaceae
Source: the annotation of a GenBank genome assembly